Linum tenue is the source of this 3087-nucleotide messenger RNA. NCBI's taxonomy places the organism in Eukaryota, Viridiplantae, Streptophyta, Magnoliopsida, Malpighiales, Linaceae. The record is from the annotation of a GenBank genome assembly.
AGAAAAAUAGGAAAGUAAAACUAGACAAAUAAACACAACACCGCCUUGCCUCUCUUCAUCGUCGUGUGCAUUGCCCAAACAGAGAAAGAGGGUUAGAGAGAGAGAGAGAGGCAGCUGCUGCCAGAGUUGUCAGCUUCAAAGAACGGAGACGACAACAAGAGCCAAGCCCCACGAAGAGAAGCGCCUUAACCGCUAAUCCCUCCUUUUCUGCUUGGUUGCCCAUCGAUCCUCUCCAUCCCUCUCUCUCUUUCUCUACCGCUGCUUCUGCCAUAUCAUAUCGUGUUUGGCUUUGUGGAGUAGAAUGGGAAGUGCUGCUGAAGCGAUUCCGGCUCAUGUUUCCGAACCAACAAUUGAGAUAAAGAUAAAAACACUCGACUCUCAAACCUACACUUUGAAAGUGGACAAGCAGAUGCCAGUUCCGGCUCUGAAAGAGCAAAUUGCCUCUGUUACCGGUGUCUUAUCUGAACAACAACGUCUUAUAUGCCGUGGAAGAGUUCUAAAGGAUGAUCAACUUCUCUCUGCCUAUCACGUGGAAGAUGGUCACACCUUGCAUAUGGUGGUCAGGCAACCAGUCCCACCAUCAUCUGAGAGUUUGCAUGAUCACCAAGCUGAUCCUACUUCAUUUUCAAGUUGGAGUCACAGCUUUUCUGCAGCUGAUCCAUCUGCUUCAAUUGCAAGUUGGGGUCCCAGUGUUGUUAUAGAAAGUCUCAGUAUGCCUGAUCAAGGGGAUGGAGGAGUUCCUCCUGAAAUAAGUAGGAUUGUUUCUGCUGUCCUUGGGUCCUUUGGAAUGUCCAGUCUUGGAAGUGCCAUUGAUGGGGCUGAUGUAACAAGGGACCUUGGUUUGGGAAGAACAUCAUCUGCUGGUGCCACAUUCGAGAUAAACCAGCAAGCUGGUGCUAGAGUUCAGUCUGACAGAUCACAUAGUGCAUUUGGAAUCCCCGCUGUAGGUUCAUUGGGGUCUUCUUUACACCCUCCUGUUAUCCCUGAUGCACUGACAACUUUGUCCCAGUACCUAAGUCAUAUCAGGCGUGAAUUCAAUCACAUUGGUACAAGUAGUGAAAACAAUUCUCAAACUGACGACAUCAGCAGAUCGGAGCAUAGAGAUCCUAAUUCCUCUUCAUCAGAAUCUGGAAAUGUAGAGGGAAGACUUCCGACACCGGCAUCCUUGGCGGAGGUCAUCUUGUCCAGCAGAGGAUUGCUCACUGAACAAGUUUCUGAAAGCUUACUACAACUUGGAAGGCAAUUAAACACCCAAGAAAGUAUGACUGAUUCUUCAGCAAGGUUGAGAACUCAAACUACUGCAUGGAGGACAGGAGUUCAACUUCAUAACCUGGGUGCAUUUCUACUUGAACUGGGACGGACAACCAUGACUCUACGACUAGGUCAAGCACCGUCAGAGGCUGUGGUCAAUACUGGUCCUGCAGUCUUCAUAAACUCCAACAGUCCAAAUCCUCUCAUGGUUCAGCCUCUUCCUUUCCAACCGGGAGGAGCAACACUCGGUGCUGGCUUUCCUAUGGGCUCUGUGCAGCCUGGUUCUGGGUUUGUUCCUCGUCGCAUUGAUAUUCAGAUACGGAGAGGAGGUUCGUCAACCACCUCAUCUACUGUUACAAACGAUGAACGCGGUGACCCUGGCCAGAGAAAUCCUGCAGUUGGUGGUAGUGCUGAGAACACGGCUAAUCAGACGCUCGCAGGGGAAUCCGGAGUACGUGUGGUGCCCAUUAGAACCGUGGUUGCCACUGCAGCAGCAGCAAUCCCUGGUUCAAUAGGUCAUCCUUUUCUCGGAAGAUCUCCGCCGGUGGGCUCCGGACAAAGGUCUCAAGCACAAACACAGCAGCAGGCAGUUCCUCAAGCUGCACAAAAUGAUGAGAAUGCCGAGGUUCGGCCAAGAGAGCACUCAACUACCACCCGUAGCAUUAACAUCAACAUUCUAUCGGCAGCUGGUGGGGCCCGAACUGGUCAGGAAUCUGAUAGACAGGUCCCUGGAAGUGUCAUGCAGUUCCUGAGGUCUUUGUUUCCUGGAGGAGAAAUCCACGUUGAGGCUGCGGGUGGCGACCCAGGAACAACAACAGCAAACCCUCCUCCUGCCCCUCAGAACGGUGCACCAGCUACUGCUGCCUCUGAAGAAGGAUCAGAAUCGAGACCAAGCGAGGAAGGGAUAUUUCUCUCCAAUUUACUCCGACAGAUCUUGCCGGUGGUAUCUGAACAUGGUGGGCCAGGCGAUGCUUCUCAAGGAGAAGCACAGAGGUCUCAAGAUUCUUCGAGCCAGGUUGAGAACAAUGGGGUAGGGACAUCCCGUCGUAGCAGUGAUUCACAUCCAAGCAGUCCAAACUCGAAACGCCAAAGGAGGGAGUAAGGGAGCUUCGGUGGAUUGAGGAGGCAGUGCUUUGUGGCGAUAGAGAGCUGUUGUUGAGAAUCAAUAAUGGAUGGUAUUGGAUUUUCUUUAGUACAGGUGAAUGGCCUAUUUAUAUUUGUUUUUGUGAUCUUUCUGAAUGUAGGUUUUAGUUGGCUUUUCCAAUUUUUUUCCAAAUAACUGGGGGAUAUUCUGAGAUUUGAGGAACCGAAGAAGUUAAUUUUGUUUAUGAGUCACCUUUUGAGUUGGAUUCACCCUCUCACAUUAUACCAGUCAGUAUACAGAUUACAGCACUUCAUGCACAUGAUACAAGUAGAGAUACCUUUCAGACAGAGUUGCUUGAUCUUGCUCACUUGCCCUUGCCCUUGCCCUUGCCCUGAAUUUGCAAUCUAGCCAAUGGAUACUGUGUGCAGGCUCGGAGGGUUCGCUCGUAGUUACGAUCUAAACAUGAGCCUGCCAUCGUCGCCUUCUGAUUUUACGACAUAUAGGGUAUCCAUUCCAAUUGUACCAUGCAAAUUUACCAGUGGCAGUGGAUGUCGAAUUGUAUCAUUGGGUUUUCGCCACAUGUAUUGAAUUAUUCAUGGCAAGAACAAUAAUAUACAAUCUCUCAUAGAUGGUUGAAAGGGCAGGUUGGAAGUUUGGAGUCACUUGUCCUACUUUCACCAUCACUAUAUGAUAGUAAGUUAACACAAACUAGUCAAAUUAAACUAUUUUCAAUACCAGUCAGUGAGUUUUUA